AUGCCGUACCAAGAAGCAGCAACAGUUGCACAAAUCUUCGUGGAAGAAUUUGUCUGCAGAUACGGUGUGUCAUUGGAACUUCAUACUGAUCAGGGUCGGAAUUUCGAGGCAGCUCUUUUCCAAAGUGUUUGUGAGAUCUUGGGAUGUUCAAAGACCAGAACUACAGCAUUUCAUCCUCAGAAUAACGGAAUGGUUGAACGUUUCAACCGGACCUUGGAUUUAUUGGCCAAGGCUUUUGCUGAUCAUCAGAAGGACUGGGACGAAUGUUUACCUCUGGUCAUGAUGGCAUACCGCUCGUCUCAACAUAAAGCUACUGGUUACACUCCUAGUGAGCUGAUGAUGGGCAGGGGAAGGUCAUCAACAAGGAGAGCGGUGUGGCUUCACACUAAAAGGCGGAAGAAAGGAAUUUCUCCCAACCUACAGAGGAGUUGGACUGGCCCAUUCUAUGUCAUUGAUGCUCUUAGUGAUGUGACCUAUCGGAUUCAGGAAACGUCUAAAUCACAGCCAAAGGUUGUUCAUUUCAACCGGUUAAAGACGUAUGUUGGAGCCCCCGUGCCGAACUGGGCUUUGAAGAAGAUCAAUGACAAGUCUUCAUCUUCAGCCACAGUCGACGUAUCCCCAGAGGAAAACCUGCAGCCACAGCAGGAUUCUCAAUCACAGGAAGAAAGUUCUGUGGAAACCGGAGCUAGAGUAGACAUUUCUAGCAAAGAACAUGACUGUCCAACAGAUACAGAUCGUACUGCAGAGGCGGGAACAAGAAGGAAGAAGCGACUCUACUCAGAAGUGGCUGCUACAUCCAAUAGCAAAGAAACAUCCACACUUGACCAGGAACCACCUCGUGCGAAGGGGCAGAGAACCAGCAACCAGAUGCUACCACGCCAUAGUAAACGCUUACGAAAGACGCCAUUGCGUUUUUAUUGA
Lytechinus pictus (painted urchin) is the source of this 921-nucleotide messenger RNA. RefSeq lists its product as uncharacterized. The transcript is spliced from 2 exons. Bases 1 to 921 code for a protein of 306 amino acids. Gene Ontology annotation, biological process: DNA integration. The record is from RefSeq and is a predicted model, not a curated record. Gene Ontology annotation, molecular function: nucleic acid binding. Lineage: Eukaryota; Metazoa; Echinodermata; Echinoidea; Temnopleuroida; Toxopneustidae.